UGUCUUGGCUAGAGCGAGUGAGACGUAUCGCGACGGUACGCACCAGACGAAGAUGCCCUAAUUUAUUUAUAAAUGAUCUUAUAUAAAACAAAAACUUCAAUUUGAACAAAUAUCGAUUCUAAUUUUUUACCCUUACAUCACAGGUAUUAUAAAUUGAAAGUAUUAUAAUGCAACAAACGAACAAAUAAAUAGUUAAUGUCAAAAUGUCAAAGUUGGGUAUCGCUGUCGUGGUUUCGUGUUUCAGGGGGCGGCACGGGCUUCAUCGGAACCCACCUCUGCAAAGCCCUGAAGUCCAAGGGCUAUUCGGUCACCAUUAUCUCGCGAAUGCCGGGCCCCCAACGCAUGACAUGGAACGAACUAAACGACAACGGACUUCCAGAGGGUACAACCACUGUGAUCAACCUGGCAGGCCAAAACGUCCUCGACAUGAAACAACGUUGGAAUGCGGGCUUCAAACAAAACGUGUUCAACUCCAGAGUUAACACAACCGCGUCUCUAGCCAAAGCGAUUACAGACUCAGACCACAAACCAGCAGUCUUUUUGACAAUAUCAGGAGUAGGAAUAUACAAACCGGAUAAAGUUAAAAUCUAUGAUGAGUCCUGCGCAGGGGAAGAGUAUGAUUUUUUGUCGAGUUUGUGUCAUAAGUGGGAAGACGCCGCUAAACUUCCCGACAGCGAUACGAGGCAAGUGACGAUUCGUAGUGGGGUAGUUUUAGGGAAGAACGGCGGCAUGAUUAAGCAGCUGUACAUGCCGUUCUUUUUGGGGUUAGGGGGGCCCGUGAUGCCCGGUGAUCAGUUCUUACCAUGGAUCCACAUUGACGAUAUAGUUGGUUUGAUGUUAUUCGCUAUUAAAAACAAUAAGGUUGACGGGACGAUGAAUGGAGUGGCGCCACACAGUGUAACCAAUAAGCAGUUCACUGACGCGUUUGCUAAAGCCAUGGGUCGACCGGCCUUAAUACCAGUCCCUAAGAUGGUAUUGAACGUGUUACUAAGUCAGGAAAGGGCGAAUAUGCUAACACAAGGGCAGAGGGUUCUCCCAAAGAAGGCCACAAACCUAGGCUACCAAUUUAAGUACCCUGAUAUUGUCUCAGCCUGCCAUGAACUUGUAAAAAAAGAUUGAUUUCUGUGAUUUAUUGUCGUUAUUAAAAAAUUACUACAACUUCAA
Molecule: messenger RNA, 1164 nt
Organism: Zophobas morio
Lineage: Eukaryota; Metazoa; Arthropoda; Insecta; Coleoptera; Tenebrionidae
Product: epimerase family protein SDR39U1
Exons: 3
Coding region: 196-1119 (307 amino acids)
Source: RefSeq, a predicted model, not a curated record